CCCUUUGUCGUAUUAUUCCGAGCAAAAUCAAACCAAGAUUACAAACAGAUUGCAUACUCGUAACGCGGUAGAAUAGUGCAACGAGCUGCCCAAAAAUGGAGGUUCUCACCAAUUCCAAACUCUCCAAUCCGGUCCUCCUCCCCAACGCGCAACUAAUGGAGAUGUUGGAGGGAGACGUCAAACGAAACGAGAAAGCAUUGCAGCAGAUGCAGCAACGAAAAAGAAAACCCAGAAAAAGCCGGUUUGAGAACCGUGAUUGGAUCCAACAACAUGUUCUGGAUUAUCUGAAAGGCACGCCCUGUGUCAACAUUCCGACGGCGAAACUCGGGGAGCUGAAAGCCAGGUGCAUGAAGAAAGAAUCGGUGUCGUCCCCAAUCCGAAAGAAGCGAAAGGCUCCAUCCAAAGGUUCGUCCUCGCCCUCGUCGCCUAAACACGCUUCCAGGUCGUCGAAACAGGCACAAAAAGGAUGCUAUGCUCUCACGGAAGCAGAGACCCUCCAGGUGCUGAAUUUCAUGCCGCAAGAAAUGGUCGAGAUCCACCUCAUGGUAGAGGACCUUCACGACCGCAUGUCGGAGGCUAAACAGGAGGAGUUUCUGGAAAUGAUUCGAUCCUACAACACGUCGGUAGAAACUACGGAAAAGGACAGCAGCAACGACGUAGAAGAGGACGAAGAAGAAGUCGUCGAAGACUCGAUCGAGCUCCUGGAAAAAGCCGGAAACGACAACGACGACGAUGGUCUGCCCGCGAUGAAGGUCAAAAAAGAGAGAUAACAAGCGGCCCAAAGCGAAAUCUAAAACAACAGCAAGUAGUUGUUGCACGUAUCCAGGAAAAUUGUUCAGUAGAUCGAGCGGGUUAGGCUGUUUCGACAACAAAGCAUAUGUUCUCGC
This is a messenger RNA of Pseudo-nitzschia multistriata, 887 nucleotides long. The record is from the annotation of a GenBank genome assembly. Lineage: Eukaryota; Bacillariophyta; Bacillariophyceae; Bacillariales; Bacillariaceae.